Messenger RNA from Cinara cedri, 6107 nucleotides. The record is from the annotation of a GenBank genome assembly. Lineage: Eukaryota; Metazoa; Arthropoda; Insecta; Hemiptera; Aphididae.
AUGGAACGGCAAACAGAAGAGGCCGACAGAGAGACCGAAGAAGCGUUGGAUAAAUGGCAUACAAGACCUAGAGAGAUUGGAAACUGCAAACUGAGAAGAACGGAUUUAGAACGGUACGGCGCAAGUGAUUCGACGAAAUGUCAAUUCGACGACGUCCAUUUUGGUAACUGAUCAAUUCGGCGCUACGCCAAUAACACAAUUUUUAUUUAUUUUAUAUUAUCUGACAUCAAUUUACAUACUAUCUAAAACCUUACCUAACCAGCUAAUUUAAUUUUUGCACGUCACGUCUGUUUUCCGAAGGAUCAUCACGGAGUUUGGUGGCCGAAGGCUGAGCAAAACGUUUCAUAACGACGGACAAGGAGGACGUCUUCACCGACGCCACCGCGCUCUUCAUUACCUUCAUCGGCUUUUUCGGUGGUACGUUAAUCUUCAACGAUUCUUUAUUCUCAGUACUUUCUUAUGCACAGUAGCAAUAGUGUUUCACAAAAUACCGAUUUUCGGCGACGGCGACGGUUCAUUAUUGAUCGUCACUGCUUUUGGCACUGAUUUGAUAUUGGGCACCCCUUCUUAUGUGAACCAAAAAUGAAAUAAAUAAACAAUUCGUUAACUUUGAGCUGGUGGACUUGCAAAUAAAUGCGACUGUUCGCCGUAUCACCGGUAUGGAUAAGGGAUAAGGAUACGCAAACUGUCGGACAAUAUAAUAAAUGUAUUAAAUUAUAAUACUUCUAACAAAUAUAAAUAUAAAUAAGUAUAAAUAUACGAUGGCAUGUCCGGUGUCACAUUCAACUAGGCAUAUGGCACCGAACUAUAAAAAAUGCACUAUGACGAGUAUAAAAUUUGUUUGACCAACCAACCUCGCCAACAUUCUUGUAUUGAUAAAUAUGAGUGCAGCCACUUUUGUAGAUGGGAAGUUGGAAAAGUAAGAUACAGACGGAAAUUUAAUGUAUAUCUGUAGGUAACGAUAAACCAUUGCUAACGAAAAAUGAUUCUGAGCGAAGUUCAAUUGAUGGUGUUGCUUUGUUAACAAUAUAUACAGUGUGUCCCACCAUGUUCGACGGAGUUUUCUAGAGCUAUUAAUAUUCAAUUUUUUUUUUUUUAUCAAUUGGUUUGUUUUCGAGGAAGACAUCGAUUUGAAAAGAAAUUAAAUUUUUUAUUUUCAUUCCCUAAACACGCAAAAAAAUAAUUUUUUAAUUAUUCACUUUACAAAAUUUUCAAAAUAGCCAUUUUGUAAAAGAGAUCAUUCUAAAAAUUUUAAUGUAUCACACAUUCAUAUUCGAUGAAUAGUUUCUUAAUAAUAACCGUUUUAAUUUCUAGAAAUUAAGUGUGAAAACAAUUAAUACCUAUUCAAUAAACCACUGUUGCGAUAAGGAAUUACCGUGUGGCAACUGUGAUUAUCGACCACCAUAUCGACUAGAGCUGCUGCGUUUUCCAUAUUUUUACCUAUUAUUAUAGUAUCGUCUGCGAACCCACAAAUAGAAAUAUUGUCCAUGUCUGGAUGAAACUGAAACGCUUAAAUAUUACUCACGAUAGGAUCCACAAAUACAUUUAAACAUUUAGUUUAAAAACAUUUGAGUGUUUGCAUUUUUUAUUUCCGUCAAUCCGUUGACGAGAUAAUCCACAUUAAAAGUUUAUCAAGAUUCUCUGACAAAGUUUAUAAUAUUAAAGUCAUUAGAAAUUGCUCUGCAGUACUGCAAACAAAAAAGAUUUAGAGAGGGGGGGACGUACCCCUAGUGCCCCCUAGCUACGGCACUGUAUCGGACUGUAUUACUGAAGGUGUUCCUAGUAGUAUACAAAUUUCAACGAUAUAUUAUGAGUUACUUUUUCGUUAUUAUAUUAUUAUUUUAUGUAAAUAUGAUAUAUCAUAUAUAUGACUCAUUAAUUGUAGAAAGAGGACAUGUCAAAUUUCUGACAAAAUUGAAUAAUUAUCGGAUUUAUAUUUAUUCACCUUGAAUAUGUUAUGUAAAAAUGGGACUAGUCCAUCAAACCGUUAUGGAAAUAUCAACAGCUUAUAAGCCAGUGUUUAGUGUUUAUCUUAAUAAAUUGCAUGUGACACCGAGGUUUUUAUAUAAAGUCACUCACAGGUUUUUGUUCAGAUCUUAUCUAGAUCUGUAAUAAAUUAAUAACGCACACAUAAUAAUAGUUUAUACAUAUUACACAAAUACGAAAAUAUUAUUCAUUAAUAUUGUACAUCGAUAACAAGUUAAACGAGAUUUUUUAAAAUUAAUUUUGCCGGUUACAUUAUGGAGUUAUAAUUUCUUUGGAAUUUGACCAUGAUAACACAACAAUGAAUUAGAGAUAUUGAUAUCUUUACAAUAUAAACGUAGUUUGAUGAAUUUUUAAAAUUAAUUUUAACGGAUCAAUAUUGAAUAGUAGAAUACGGAUAUUAUAGUGAUAUUGACUAUGUAAUAACAAUCAACAAUUUAUUGAGAAAAUUAAGUUAAUAUUCCUAUUAUAGUUUUUACAUUUUUCAAUAGAUUAACAGAACGAAGGACAAAAGCGGUCGAAAACGAUGAGUUCAAUUAGAGAUUAUUUUCCGAUUCAAUAUAGUAAAUUCUAUAACGAUUCAUUCAUACAAUUUAAUAAAUAGAUAAUUCUUCCUCAUUUUUAAUUAUUACAGGAGUUGGUGGAACCAAGCCCAAAAAGAAUUUUAUUUUAGAAAAUCGGAAGUAUGUUACUAAACUAACAAAAACUACUCAACUGUCAAAAAAUAACGAGGUAUAAUAUCAUCACUAUUUUUGAUUAUAUGUUUAGUAUAUAUUUAAAUAAUGAGUACUUAUCUUAGAUUAUUAACUAAUAUUAAAAAUGAUUUAUCAUUUGUUUAGCAACAAUAAAUAAGUGUAGAAUGAACAUCUAAAUAUGAAUACUAGGUAGGGUUACCAUGAUGUCUUUAGACCAAAUCCGGGCACUAGUUUGAAAAUAAAUGAUAUGGUCAUUUUCUUCAGAGAAACUUUCAAGUCAUCUAGAGCUAAGUAUUACAUGAUCAGUGGCGCACAUCGGGGGGAGGGGGUCUAUGGUGUCAACUAACACCCCUCAGAAAAUUGGUGAAUGCCGCCUGGUGCCAGGUGAAUUUAGAUAUUAUUUGUAUGUAUAUUUGUUUAAUAUUAAUAGUAUUAAUUUGUUAUUGAUUUUUAUGAUGCCUUAACUUACAUUUGACUGGUUGAGGUGAGUGGGUAACUAGAUAUUUAUAUUUCCGAUACCCUUGUGAAAAAUGUACUGUGCACCACUGUUCAUGACGUGAACAAAUUUUCACACAAAUAGAAAUAAUAUUAGUAAGAUUGCAUUUAAUAAUACAUUAUAAUCAUUUAUUUAAUGGCAACAAUAAUAAUAAUGGAUGAAGUCCUCGGAAAAAUAUGAACAAAAAUAGAAAUUACAAAUUAUACAUUUAUAUUUAUACAGAGUGUAACACAUAGAUCUGAUACAUAAUAUAACUUUUGGACUGAUAUAGCCUUGUUUUUUGUUUACUUUUGUUUCCCAAUUAUGGACAGGUGUUUGAAAUCCAAAUGUAUGGUAACCCUUGUACUAAGUAUUCUAUUUGAGACUAUAUAUGAUAAUUUAUUUAUAAAUUUACUAGAUUUUAUAACUCACUAAAAUAUUUAUAAAAAAACAGAUUACCUAUCUAUGGGUACAAAUAAUAAUAAUGUAAACUAAUAUAAUUUAUUAAAAAUGAUAUUUUUACCUUGGUAGGGGUAAUUGAUUGAAGAAUUGUUUAUUUUAUUCUUUUAUUAAUGUAAUAGAUUUAAUUAGACAUUUGUGACUAGAAUAUAAUAUUCUAGUUGGCUAUCUAUUAUAUUUGUUUAUAUUCGUAUCCUGGCAACAUACUAGUCAUUGUGUUUGAUCAUUUACUGUUUAUAGGAUUUAUAUUUACCUAAUUUCACAAUGUAGUCAGAAUAGUAUUGUAAUACAAAAUAGAAAUUAGAAAAAAAUAUAUUAUUAUAAGUGAGUAAAAAUAAAUGUACACUCAAAAGUAAUGGUGAAAUAAAUAAGAAAAAUGCAAAAUUUUAGACAUGAUUCCAAAAAAGUUUUUAUAUUUUUAAAAAUAUUAUUAUUUUAUAGAUAAUUUGAAAAUUUUUAUUAUUUGUAUCUAAUUUAAAUUAAACUGUAAUCAUAAUUAAUUUACAAUGUGUGCAUUUUCGGAAAAAUAUAAAUCAAAAAAUAAACUGACAUAUUUCCCACGGUGGGUGGGCCACUGUUGUAGGUAAAAUGUUGGGAAAGUAGAGGGAAAAUUUAACGUAUAUCUGUACGUAACAAUUAACCAUUGCUAACAAAAAACGAUACUGAACACAAUUCAUUUAUACAUGUUUUGAAAGACCAUAACAAAUUUAAGAUUUGAAAAAACCAUUGAGAUAAUAAUAUGCUCAUCAUUGUAUGGUACCACCUCAGUCAAAUUUACUUUCAAAAAAAGUGAUUCAUUUGAAAAUCAGAGCAAACUUUCUGAGAGAAGAGUUGUUUACAGAAAAAAAAUAAAACAUCAUUAUAAAACCAAUAUUUUUUACUUCGCUCAGAAUCUAAAAUAUUUUAGAAUUUAAUGCAGUAUUAAUUUUGAAUGUUGAAAAUGUUGUUUAAGUAAUAGGUAGGUAUUAAAAAUAUAUAUCAAGAUGCAUUUUAUUUUAUAUUAUUAGGUAACUAAAAAUUAUAUAAUUAAUUGAAUUAUAUGCAUUAUUAUAUAUUGUAAUAACGAAAUCUGUGUAUUUUCUUUUAUAAGCAGAAUUAGGUCACAACAACUGUAAUUUUUAUAUUUUUAAAGGGACUCAAAUUAAGACGCAUAACAAAUAACAGCUCAAUUCCUGAAAACUCCAAAAAGCAGUCAAAAUCUGUACAUUUAGAUAAGAUUGAUGCUAGUAUCAAAUCAAUUCGAUCUGCACUUGCUCAAACUAAAAUUACCCAAGAAAAAUUAAAUACCACAAGUCAUUGCAAAGUAUCGUUGGCUUUUAGAGAUCAAGGUAGUAUUUUCUAUUUAAUUCAUAAUACUUUCACAUGUUUUUAUUUAUUGUGUAACUUACAAUAAUGAUUUUUGAGCUUAAUAUUUCUGAAAUUAAAUAUUAUUUUAUACAUAGAAGGCCAUUUUAUUGUCAGCUAAAAAAAAAACAUUAUCUUUUAAGAUUUGUUUUAUACUGUUAUUUUUCAAUGUCGAUUUUUUUUAUAAAUAUUAAUAAAUUACAAUCUUUAUAUUAAAAAGUAAAUUGUAACAAAUUUAUUUUAUUAUAGGUACACAAACAAUAAAUCCAUACAAUGAAGAAAGUAUUCUUAAAGAUAGUAUCAUAAGAUAUCCAAAAUUAGAAAAUUUAUAUUUCAAUCAAAUUAUUCCGACUAAGAUUACAAAUACUAUUGCUAUACAAACUGAUAGUUCUGAAUCUGAAUAUUCUAUUGUUAGAUCUAAAGACACUUUAAAAUCUAUACAAAGUGAUGAAAAUUCAAAUAAAAAGCAACCAAAUUUAGUAGAACUUAAAGAAAAUGCAAUAAGCUACCAUCAGCCUGGAGAAAUACCAAAGUAUGCCCAUUAAGAAUUUAUUAUUUUUUAUUACAUACAAUAGAAAUUAAUUAUGAAACAAUUGGUUGACAAGUUUUCUUUAAACUUAUAAUUUAAUUAUAUAUUAUCCGUGUUUACUAUGUGUAAAAAAAAUAAAAAAUUUUAAUACAAAACAUUAUUUUUGUUUUUCUGUAAUAAUUAUUUCUUAAUAGAUACCUGAAAAAUCGGAAAAUAUUAAAAGAAAAGAAUGAAAAGGAAGAGCAAAAAAAAUUAGCAAUUCGUCACGAAUUGGGUCUCGAUGAUCCAGCAUGUCCCCCUGGCCAUAUAUUAUUACCAACAUUUGAGCGUUUAGACCAUCUUGCUAAAAUAAAAAAAGGCAAGUUGUUACACUAUAAAUAUAUUAUUGUAAUUAAUAAUUAUAUUCUAAAUAUAUUACGUGUUUGUAUAAUAUAUUUCAGAUUAUAGUCAUCUGAUUUUGGAAUUGAAUAUGUUACCUGUGAGUUCAGAUUCAUACAAAAUAAAAGAGAAACGUAAACAUUUAGAAAAAGAAUUGGAUAAGUUACAAUUAGGUAUGAAACUAUUUUCUAAAGAAAAAUUGUAUGUUAAAAUUGAUCCAAAAAUCAUUAAUUCUGCUAAAUAA